AUGGAUGACGGCUCGAGAAGGUCGUUUGGCGGACGUGAAGUCGAGCUAGGAAAUUGCGAGGGGGGUACAGCGUUUGGUCUACUGAAUGUUUGGUGUACUGAGGGGGAGGCCGUUGAACUAUGAUGGGCCUCCGGGUGUGUCGCCGAUGUUGGUGCGUUGAGCCGGUACAAGUGACAAUGCUGGUGAUUUUGCAGUGCAGGCCGGACGAUAGUCAAUUGAUUGAGACGAGUGCGAGCAGAGUAUGCUUCACGCAGUCGUGGUGUUGUUGUAUCGUCGUAGAGGUUGAAUUCCGUGAGCUAUCGGGCUGAUGCAGCCCAUGGCGGGCUGCACCAGGAGUUUAGAGCUCAGCGAGUGCCUGCGGCAUUGUCUCGACGAGGAUGGGUAUGAAUGCUGGUAAGAGUGCUUCUGUGUAUGUUUCUUGUGCGACUUUGACGUCUUUGGGCGAGGUGUGGAGAGGAAAAUGCGGGCGGAGGCCAGAGGAUAUUGGGAAAAUUAGUUCGACGGUUCGGCGCUAUGCCGGUUUGGGUCACCCUCACCGCUGCGCUAGUCGGGGCCUCUGGUUCGAACAAUGGAUGACUCUGAAAUGCGCACCAAUUGGCACCAUGGCCUUAUACUCUCCUGCUGCAAGUCAGCCAGAAACACCUCACCCGCCCAAUUCUGUCUUGAGCAAGCCCGCCUUCGACUGGAGAGUCACACCAUUGUCAUCAUCUUCAUUUCAACAUGUCGUCGCGUGCUCCCCGCCGCAGGCCAUUCAGAAUUUCUCGCCGAGUCGCCCCACUAAAACUAACCCGUGGACUGAAAACAGCGAGCAUACGCAGGAUGAGGCAACACGGGGCUAAAGAGGCCAUCGUAGCAGUAACCGCGGAACCCUAUUGGGCCCUGGUAAAACAGGAACCCCCGGC
Cucurbitaria berberidis CBS 394.84 is the source of this 902-nucleotide messenger RNA. RefSeq lists its product as uncharacterized. NCBI's taxonomy places the organism in Eukaryota, Fungi, Ascomycota, Dothideomycetes, Pleosporales, Cucurbitariaceae. The transcript has a single exon. Bases 378 to 839 code for a protein of 153 amino acids. The record is from RefSeq and is a predicted model, not a curated record.